UCUUCUUUUAGUGUAGGAUACCAUUUUCCUUGAUACAUGCCCAUAUACACACACACACACACACACCCAAUAACUAAACUUGACUUUGGAUGAUGACUGGUUUUCAAGUCUGGAUAGAUGGCAGUCAUGUGGGUCGACCUAAAAAAGUAUCCAUCCAAGUAACACCAAAUACUUUAUUAUCAACUAUUAGAGAAGAAGCAUGUCGCAAGUUGCAAUUGGAAAACUCUUCAUCCACUCUUCAACUCUAUUCACCUAUCAGUAGAAGAACAUUGGACCUUGGUUUACCUGUUCGACUAUCCAAUCUAACACCUAAUAGUCAAUUGGAGUUGAAAGUGGAUACUCACGUUUCCAAAAGUAAACAUAGCAGUAAUAACGCUUCUACAGUUGACUCUCAAAGAAUAAUAACCGUUGCUAUACAGUCACUCAAGAACGAAGAAAAGGGAAACAGAUGGACAGUUGUAGCAACCAGUCAAGAAACUUUACAAACUAUUGUGGAUAGAGUACAGACUCAAUAUGGUUUGUCUUGUGGAGAAAAGAAGGACAACUUUCAACCAUCAAAGGAAGAUAAACCCUAUCCCGUUUUGUAUUAUAUCAACCAACCUAUAAGAGACUUAACAACCAAGUUACAAGACUGGGGAAUAGUAAAAGGUUCCGUAUUAUUCCGAUUGGAUUGGGAAUAUCGGGAUGAAGCACAACAAAAGGAAGAAGAAGAAGAAAAGAAGGAUAACAAGGUCACGGAAUCAUAUGGUUUAUCUAUUGAUAAGAACGAGAAGACAGAUGAUAAGAAUGAUGUCCAUAAGGAGGAGGAGGAGGAGAAGGAAUCCAAUGAAUGCUUGCCAACGAUAAGUAAUUAUAUUAGGAAUGAAAGUCAUCAUAGCCAAGUUAUCACACCACAAGACGAUAUUCUCAAUUGGUUUGAAAGUGGUCGUCUUCGAAUCUAUCAACCAACUCAUAGAAAUUUGAAUCCUUGUGCUGUGGAGUUGCCAGAAUCAUUUUAUGAGUUUACUUUGGAUGAUUUACAUACUUGGAGAGCAGAACAACAGAAACAACAACAACAAUCAUCCAUGUUUUUGACCAAAGAGCAACGACAAUCUAUGAUAUCUCAUUCUAUGGGUUUAUUCGUGUCAGUGAAAAUCAAAUUACCCGAUGGAAUAUAUAUCGAAGCAUCCUUUCAUGUAAAGGAUACUUUGGAUGCAGUUUAUCAGUUAUUGAAAUGUUUAUUAUUGCCCGAUAUUCAUCGUGAUAUAUAUUUAUUUACUACUCCACCUCCAAGACGUUGGGUCAACAAAGAUAUCGAAUUAUCUCAUUUUAGUCCAGGAGUAUUGUUUUAUUUAGGAGGUAUAGAUUGUUCAUCAUCAUCAUCCCUAUUACUACAGCCAAUAGUCUAUCAACGACUAGAAAGUUCCCCUUAUGAACAAGUGAUUGAAAGAGAAGAGAAAAAGGCUCAAGAAAUAAGAGAACAAUGGAAUAUCACAAAUGAUAAUAACUCUUUUUCCAUAGAUGAUAAAGAGUAUAAUCAUCAUCAUACAAAAGAUAAGGAAUCAAAGAAAACAAGUCGUAUUCCUUCUUGUGUCCACAUGAAUUUAUUACCACACAAGAGUUGGAAUAUUUGGAGUAGCAAAAAUAUUGCUCGUAUUGAAAGAGAUGAAAUAGCUUUUGAAAGAGAACAAAGAGAAGAGCAACUAGAAAAGGUUCAACGAGAAAGAGAUAGUAGGUUGGACAAGUUGCGUAAGAAAGUUCGUGGAGAAGAAGAAAAGAAUGAAGUUUCAGCCACAAGUGGUGAUGGUGGUCGUGUGCUCUUGUUUGAAAAGGAAGAACGACAAGCAAACCAACUCAAAGAGAAGAAGAAGAAUACAAUUCUUAACAAUACCAUCAAAGAUAAUUUAAAAGAUAGUUUACAAGUUCCUUGGUAUGUUUGUAGAACAGAAGAGGAGAGACGAGGUGAAAACCAAGGACAAGUGGAAGAACAAGAUCCUUUGAAAGCGAUACAAGAGUGGGAAGCUAAAGAGAAAAGAAAGUUUAAAGAAAGAAAGAGAAAAAGAGAAGAGAAGAGUAGAGAGACAGAAACUAUCCAGCGAUGUCAUCAAGGCAAAAGAAAACCCACUUUUAUACGUUUAGAUAAGAACCACAAAGGAAGUCUGGAUAUUUGGAAACAAUUGAGAACAUCUUAUCAAGACUCUUAGAGAUAUACUUUAUGUAUUCAUUACUUUGUUUCAAACAAAUAUGAGAUACAAUAUCAUUUCAUAAUGAACUGUGUAAAGCAAUACUAUUAUUCUAUUCAU
Messenger RNA from Galdieria sulphuraria, 2282 nucleotides. RefSeq lists its product as uncharacterized. The transcript is spliced from 4 exons. Lineage: Eukaryota; Rhodophyta; Bangiophyceae; Galdieriales; Galdieriaceae. The record is from RefSeq and is a predicted model, not a curated record. Gene Ontology annotation, molecular function: protein binding. The coding region runs from base 93 to 2183 and encodes 696 amino acids.